This is a messenger RNA of Notothenia coriiceps (black rockcod), 3511 nucleotides long. It is a transcript of the gene tpd52, whose product is annotated as tumor protein D52. Bases 462 to 1175 code for a protein of 237 amino acids. Gene Ontology annotation, cellular component: cytoplasm. NCBI's taxonomy places the organism in Eukaryota, Metazoa, Chordata, Actinopteri, Perciformes, Nototheniidae. The transcript is spliced from 7 exons. Gene Ontology annotation, biological process: B cell differentiation. The record is from RefSeq and is a predicted model, not a curated record.
CCGGAGUGUAACGCAAUAUCUCACAGUGGCUAACAUCUGAAAACGACGCUGAUUGUGCAAAAGGAUUUUUGAAGGAUGGAUUGAGCAUUGACCUUUGGGAUUACGGAACAGAGGCAGGGUGUGUGUGGAGAGAGUGUGUGUGUUUAACAGCUGCUUGAAGACACAGGUAACUUAUUAACAGCAAGAAAGGAGCAGGGAGUUCACUACGCCUCGGCCUGCUGCAGAAUGGAAAUCCAGCUUCGCUGUGCUCUCACCACCUGAAAGCCAAUAAAAACGUUUUCACACACUUGGAUAUUGCGUUCCCUCACACACACCACAAGAGUGCAGGACGCUGUAGAAAGGGAGUGAGCACGCGCUGGGAUCACAUGCAGACAAUCAGCACUCUGCUGGCUGUGCUGUGGUGGGGGUGGCGGUAGGGAGGUGGAAGUCACUCCGACCAACAAACACUCCAGGCUGUAAACAUGGAGCCCUUGGAGGAGUACCACUCGCCCUUUGACUUUGAACAAGGAGUGAACGCCAACUACCUGUACCUCUCGCCGGCCUACAGCGACACGCCGCCCAGCUCGCCAGCUGUCAGGACCAGAGGUUCCCAGCUACAUCCAGUCUCAGUCCCUGAGGUGGGAGAAGAUGCAGUGAAGUCUGUCGGCCCCUCUCCCCCUCCCCCAGGCAUGACAGAAGAGGAGCAGCAGGAGCUACAAGAAGAGUUGGUCAAGGUUGAGGAUGAGAUCCAGACUCUGUCCCAGGUGCUGGCAGCUAAGGAGAAGCAGCUGGCGGACAUUAAGAGGCAGCUGGGCAUCACACCUCUCAACGAGCUGAAACAGAACUUCACCAAAACCUGGCAGGAUGUCACCACCUCCAUCGCCUAUAAGAGGACCUCUGAAACUCUGUCCCAGGCGGGUCUGAAGGCCACGGCGGCGUUCUCCAACAUGGGCUCAGCCAUCACCCGGAAGCUGGAGGAUGUCAGUAUGCGCUCAUUGCAACACUCAGCUAGUAUGCCUGUCAUGAGGAAUGCAGCACCAACCUUCAAGUCCUUUGAGGAGAAAGUGGAGACUUUGAAGACUACGAUCAGUCCCCCAGCCUCCUCCAGUAGCCAAGGCGAGCAGGCGGGCCCCUCCAAUGAGACUUUGACCGGUGUGCCUGAAGGCUCGCCCCCCCAGGAGACUCCAAUGAACUGAGACCUGCCUGACCUCCCAGCCGCCCCUCCUCACUUGACCCCAUCACCCCUGGACCGCCAACACUCGCCCCCUAAACUCUUUGUGUGCCAGUCUCCCUUUUUAUUGGAAACAAGUGACUUAACACAGCCUGUGAUCUAAUUGUCUGGUCUCUUUGUUUGACACGUGCGCUCUCUUGUUAUCUUGUGUGGAAACUGAAAGCAUGGGAUGGGUGCAGGCAUGGGGUCUCGUGUCGACCAGACGUAUUUGAGUCUACUCUGGCUCGCUGUGGGAGAAAUACUCCCUGCUGUAGGACUUCUCCUUUUCUCCCUAUUUAUCUGCCUUUGUCUUACCAGCAACACUCAGAUGCCAAACAUGUUUGUUUUUCUUUGUCAAAUUAACACUGUUUAACAUGUUUUUGAGUGUAACAAAAAAAAAAAUAUAUAGAAAUAUUACAAAAUUGACAAGAGAAAGAUUUAUACCAAAAAAUACAUUAUUAUAAGCACUUGUUUUGUCUAACUCCAUUUUGUGGCUGUUUUUGGUUUACCAUUUUGGGGCCUGGAUCAUUUCCGUUUUCUUUGUUAAACUUAGGACAACGCACAAUCCUAAAUUAGUCUAACACUAGUGUCAUAUAUGUACCUUUUGUAUACUUUACCCCACAGUACUGAGCCAACAAUACUGUGUGUCACGACUGCAGCCACCAACUACAAAGCUGGUAUUUCAAAACACACUUCAGAAUAAAAACCUUUCCUUUUUCCAUUGUUAAGAGUCUGUCAGAAAAUGGGCUCCACGCUCAUAUAGUUACAGGAAAACAGCCAAGAUCAGUAAAACAGCAGCAGAGCCAACACAGUCGAGAUUCAGCCUUGACCCGAGGUGAGUGAAAUAAAUGUGUCUCUUCCAGAGCCAGAGUCAAUAUUUAAACACUAGUCCAUUGUUUCUGCCUGGGAGGCAACACCUAGUCUCUCCCCUUUCUGUCGAUAAGCAAGGCAGAGACUCCUGUGGCAGUUUUAUUGUUUACUUUUAUAGAAGUAUUGAACUAAAUUUCCCUUAGUGUUCAAGUUUGACAUUGUUAUUUUAGCCAUGGUAGCAGAAUGGCUCUAUAAAUGGUAGCAGGCUGUUUGGUUAGUCCAACACUGAAAUAUCUUAAUGAUUGGAGGAAUGUCAUCAAAUAUUUUACUAAGUCAUUAAUUCCCUUUUGGGGAUCCCUUAACUUUUAGUUCUUGCACAAUCACUGUCUUAAUUUCUCCAAUCCUUUGGUUCAUGACAAUUCAUUGUAUGCAAAUUAGCAAGCUAACGUUGCUAUUUAGCCAACCUGACCUGCUAGCAUGGCUGAAAUCUUGUUAAAAAAUUAUUUUGAGACAAAUGUUCAAAUUCUGCUUUUGUUUCAGAGUCUGGGAAAAAUAUACAGUAGUACAGGAUUAAAAACAGUAUUUUUUGAAAAUGCUGCUUUCAAACAGACCAAAAACCUUUUCUAAUUGUUUCAAUAUGGUUAUAUCAGCAGUGGCCUUAAUCACAUAACACUUUUCUUGAGUUGGCUUUAAAUCUCAUGUUGCUUUAGAAUGAUUAAAUAUUAUAAUCUAUUUCACUAAAUAGUUACACUCAAAAUAUAUUUUUAAUAUGCACAAGGCUUUUGAUGAAGGUAAAAUAAAACUUGAAAGGCAAACAGAGCUGGUCUGAACACAGCCGAGGUUUCCUCUGAUAUACAGAUGGAGGACACUAACACUUCUCCUGUUACGAUGGGCAGGACCAGCAUGGUACAAAUCUUCCCCUGCUGGUGUUCAAUCGCAAAACAUGAAUGUGAAUCAACUCUUCCAUUUAAUCAUUAGUGUAGCAGUUGGCAUAAGAAACUAGAUCAGUGUCCCAGGAAAAUGCCAAAUACGGGCUUUCUGCUGUUAAGAUCUUGUUUUCGCCAACCAUCACAAAAAUGUGUUUGCUAUUCUGAGUUGACAGUGUAUGGAUUUUUAACAGUACAGUAUCUCCUGUCCUCAUGUAACAUCACUUUCUAGCCAUGACCUGGUUCCCUGAGAGAUUUAGUUACACAGCCUUUUAUCUCAGGCAUGAGGGUUUUAUUUGCAUUUAGUCAUGCAAACAGUGACACACACGAUUUGUUUGUUCUUUAAUUGGAACCAUGGAGUGAAAACAUGCACUUUAAUGAAAAAUACCUCUGAAGAAACCUUGUUCUGAGUCUUUGUAACAAUAAAGGUGAAAUGGGGAUUUAUUUACAUGCAUGGGAAGUUUCUCAAAUGCAACAUGCCACUGCUUUUUGAAGGAUGUGACAUUCUUUUUAACAAAUCAGUGUGUCUAUCAGGAAACACAUCAGAAUUAAUUCACAGAAGGUCCAAACAUGUGACUGUAUGCCU